AUGCCGUCAAACCUGCCCUCGAGCUUUGCCUCGGCUGCGGCUGGUCAGAACGCGAACCGUGAUUCGCGAGGUGGAAGAGGUGAUGGGAGGGGAGCUGGAGGCGACUGGUCACGACGAGACGGUCGCUCAGCCAAUGGUACCUUGACUUUCCGGCGCUCUUCGACAACCCCAACGGGUCACGUCUCGAACCCCCCUCCCUCUCACGACAACGCUGUCCAACCUCUGAGCAUCGACGAGACGCCCGCCGCCCAGCCCCCAACCUACGAGCCGGGCCCCUCGCGCUACACAAAGGACGAGCUUCUGGACAUGUUCCGCUCUCAAAACCCCGCCGACGAUCCCUCGCGUCUCUUCAUGUCCGGGUGGAACCCUACCAGCCUCAACGGCGGCGGCUCCAGAGGCUGGGGCAAGAGCGGUGAUAAUCCUGUCCCGCAGGAACCCGGUGCCUGCUGGGACCAAAAUGGAGACACUGCACCUCUGGGGCUGCUUGACUUGUCCGCCGAGGAGAAGGAGGCUUUCUUGACCGAAAUAAAUUCGCCGCUCAAACCUCCUGCGCAGAACAAGGAGGGGCAUCAGGCCAACCUCAAUGGUCGAAAGUCCUCGGUUUCGCACGGCUCUGGCAAUACCUUCGGGGUCAACUCUCCCUCCUCGGCUACGCGACCGGGAACACGACGUCGCGAAACCAUGGAAUCGAACCCCUUUGGCGGUGGCGGGCUCGUCUCGCCAACCGCCGCCGGGCGCUUUUCGCGGGAGGACUCGUCGGCCUGGCUUCCUCGUAAAAGCAGUGAGCUGAGAGAAUCAGAGCCUGACGACCCAGACGCCGAUCAGGGUUCCCGCGAGGCCCUGGGAAAGCUGUCCACGGGCGGCCUCGCCCGAGCCAACACAGCUGGCGGGGGGGAGAGCCAUGACAACUCUGCCGCAAAGUCGGGCGACAACCAAAACGCUUCGGGUCAACAGUCUUGGCGCCCUCGCCCUCGCACCGACACGGACCCUUUUGGUGAGGCGGAACUGUCCGGCAGCGCUGUGCUUGGCGGCUCGCAAGACACCAGCGUGGCCGGGAAUCCCCACGUCGGGCGAGUGGGCGUCCUAGGAACUCCCAUCAAGGGCUCGACCGGCGACUUUGGCAUGUCGGGCUUGAGUCUGGGUGGCCAGCCGGGCGAUAAUGGCCCGGUGAGUCCGUCAGAGACCAAUCCGUACCGAAGCCCUCCCAACGAUCGUAACGACCACGACGAGGGUGAUCCUAGCGGCACAGAACGAUACAAUGCUACAACUCAAAACGAGCAGCACUCAACCAUGGGAUCUGUCGCCCGCGGAUUUGGCACGACUGCCUUUGAAGGUAGUGACCGUAGCCAAACCUCGAGCGUGGGCCCCAAAGGGUACUCUCUCGGCAGCCUCUCGGGCUGGCCCGCGACGGCUGGCCCAUCUGUCGGGACACCUGAUCGAGAGCGGCCCAAUUUUGGGAAUGUCUUCGGCAACUCCUUGUUCAGCCCCGUGGGUGAUCUUCAGUCUCCCGGCCUCUCCAAUCUCAGCAACGUGUUUGGUCCGGCAGGCACCGGUGGUCUUGCCACCAACAACAUCAGUCGCGGAAGCAAACUCGGCUCCCUUUUCCCCCCGGCCAUGCAAGCACAGAUGCAGUCUCAUGAGCACGAGCACAACCUGUCCGAGGCGGGGCCAGAUCCCCGCCAGGGCCACCCGCUCGGGGCCAUUGGCCGAGGCAACAUGCCCGGCCCGGUACGCGAUACAGAGAGUCCAAUGCGAUCCAGCCGCGGCAUGUUCGAGGAACUCUUUCCCUCCAGUGAGGCUGCCAGGUCUCACGGGUCGUUCAGUGCCGCAGAGACUCCACAGCCGCCCGGCACCGCCGCGGGAACCCAGUCCUUUACGCCGGUUCGUCAAAUGGUCAUGCCCGAUCGCAUGAGAUGGGUUUAUCUGGACCCUCAAGGCCAGGUGCAAGGUCCUUUUACGGGCCUCGAGAUGAACGACUGGUACAAGGCAAAUUUCUUCACACCGGACCUUCGUGUGAAGAAGGUGGAGGAUCCCGAGUUUGAACCGCUAGGGCAACUCAUCAGGCGCAUAGGAAACUCUCGCGAGCCGUUUCUCGUACCUCAGAUUGGGAUCCCCCAUGGGCCCCCAGCCCAGGGCGGCCCGUUCACUGCUGCAACCAACAGCGGAGGCGUUGUGCCCCCUCUCAGUGGCGUGUUCCCCAGCUUCGGGAGGACCCUGACUGCCGAGGAGCAGAACAACCUGGAGCGACGCAAGCAAGAGGAACAAUAUCUCAUGGCUCAGCAAAGGGAGUUCAUGUUGCGACAACAGGCCAUGACCAAGUUCCAGAUCCAGGGAGGACCCGGCCUGCAGCACCAUUCGAGCGCUCACAGUCUCCAGAGCCAGCCCAGCUUCGGCAGCAUGGCCUCUCCCAUCGGAAUCCCUCCGCAGCAGUCGCAACAGCCGCCUCCGCCUCCCAUCGGUUCGAUGCCCCCUGGAGGUUAUCAUGAACUUUCUGCUGGUGCCCAGUCGGCGAUGCGGGUCGGCCCGGCAAACGCAGACUCCUUCCGGCCGGACGACAUGGUCCACCUUUCCCCGGCCGAACGCCAAGUCUUGGCUACCCUUCAGGGCGGCUCUGCCAGUAACGAAUUGGCCGCGCUUCAGCAGCGAGGACUGUUGCCCGGGGAUGGAGAGUUGAGGUCCGGUCUGCCCGAGAUUGACCAACUCUCGGAUGAUCCCGAAGGCUUCAGGGAGCGCCUUCAAGAGUUUGAGGAGCUGCGCGCCCUGCACGAGGCGGAAAGGGCUGCCGGCAUCACGGACGACUUGGCGAAUGUGGACAUGGUACUGGAGGCGGCCGCGGCUUACGAGAUUCCAACCACUCAAUCCGCCACGACGGCGGCACCGGUACAGAAGACUCAGGCCGCGGCAGCUGCAGCCAGUCAACCCGCUGAACCUGACAUGCCGAUGCCGUUUCCUCCCCCGUCGUCAUCGACGCCCCUUCCAGCGCCGACUGCACAGAGAGUCCGGUCUAACCUCCCGGAGCAGUACAGUCGCUCCCAGAGCGGAACGCCUGACGCCGCUCACCCACCACCAUUGGCGCCAUGGGCCAAGGAUCCCGGCUCAGAAGGCCAGAAGGGACCUAGCCUCAAGGAGAUCCAAGAGGCGGAGGCACGCAAGGCAGCCAAGGCCGAAGAAGCUGCCGCUGCCGUGCGCAAGGCCGCCAUUGAACAGGAGGCCGCAAUGCUGCGGGAGAAGGAGCGACAAGCCUCCGUGGCCGCAGGCCUCCCGUCCACGAGCACAUGGGGCCAUGGCUCGCCAGUCUCCGCGUCGAGUCCAUGGGCAAAGCCGGGCCCCGCAAAGGGCCCUGCCCCCGGCAUUCAGACCCCCGCAUCAUCUGCAAGCAAGAAAACGCUGGCCGAGAUUCAGCGUGAGGAGGAAGUCCGCAAGCAGAAGGCAAGGGACGUUACCGUCCACCCUGGCCCUCCCGCCAUCACUUCCAAAAGCUAUGCAAACCUUGCAGGCAAGCCAAACCAGACUCCAGUCUCGACUUCGCCGUCUCCCGCGGCGAUGGUGGGCAGCGGCUGGGCAACGGUUGGCGCCGGUGGCAAAGUCAAGGCCCCUACCGGGCCGGUAGUAGCCCAAGGCCGGUCCCUCAGCACCAGCAACAUCAAAACGCCAGCUACGGUUGCCAAGCCUGCUCCCAAAACCCCUACUGCUGUGAACAACGGCAACGGCCGGGCCGAGACUACCAAUGCCGCUGCGGAGGAGUUCAACAAGUGGGUCCGUCGGGAGCUGUCUCGAGGCCUGACGAACGUGACGGAUAUUUCCGAGUUCCAAGGCGACCUAGAGGCGCUCCCGCUCGACACGGGCGUUAUCGCCGACGCUGUCUACAUCAACUCCAAAACGAUGGACGGGCGCCACUUUGCCGAAGAAUACGUGCGUCGUAAGAAACUGGCGGACAAGGGAGUCGUGGAGAAGCAGCCUCCAUCCGACAACACCAAGUCGGGCGGCUCCUCUGGCGGGUGGUCCGAGGUUGCCAAGCGUAGCGGCAGCACGCAGCCCAAGGACAACGACGGCGGCAGCAUGCAGGGAGCAGGCUUCAAGGUCGUGCCGAGCCGGAAAAAGGGCAAGAAAUAG
Messenger RNA from Hirsutella rhossiliensis, 4113 nucleotides. Its product is annotated as GYF domain-containing protein. Lineage: Eukaryota; Fungi; Ascomycota; Sordariomycetes; Hypocreales; Ophiocordycipitaceae. The transcript is spliced from 7 exons. The record is from RefSeq and is a predicted model, not a curated record. The coding region runs from base 1 to 4113 and encodes 1370 amino acids. Gene Ontology annotation, molecular function: protein binding.